AUGUCAGGAUCAGCUGAAAAUAAUUUAAUUAAAUUAUUAACUGAACAUGUGGCUUUAAUACCAUUAGAUAAAAUUAAAUCUGAUGAGUUAUCAUUUCAAGCAUUACAAUGUCUUUUAUCUAAAACUUCAGAUACAAAUGAACCAUUCGCCACUCCUGAAUACAUGGUAUUCCGACAUGCAGUUAUACAAGCGACGAAAUGCGUUUCUGAAGAUAUUAAAAAUAUGGGAAAGAAUAACGAAGAUAAUGAAAAUGAUGAUUAUAAUGAAAAUGAUGAUUAUAAUGAAAAUGAUGAUUAUGAUGAAAAUGAUCAAUUGAAAUAUGAAGAAAUUAAACCAUCUGUUAUGGAAAUAUUCUCUUCAAUUCUUCCGUAUAUUGAUUUAAAUAGAAUCGAUACUAAUACUUUAAUUAAUAUAAUUGAACCGUUGGAAAUUGUACCGGAUAACAUUUUAUUAGAAGCAUAUAGAUUCAAAGCUCAAAAUAAAACAUUGCCACCAUUACGAGGAAUUCCACUUUAUAAAUGGAAUUUAUGUUGGGAUCCCCGAGUCAGAGGAUUAAAUCUUACUUUACGGGAUAAUAAUAAAAUAGUGGAAAGUUCUCAUACUGGUCAAAAUAUUCAUCAUAGUGUUAGAGCAAAUAAACUUAUUAGUGAAGAAGGAAUUUAUGAAUGGGAUGUUAUAAUUGAAGAAACUUGUACUUAUGCGUGGAUAGGAGUUUGUGCGGAACGAGGAUUAGAUUAUUCUUCAUUUGCUGGUCAACAAUCUUGCGCUUGGGUAUUAGGAUCUAGUGGUAAAUGUUAUCAUAAUAGUAUUGGAUUGGAAUAUACUAAAGAAUUUGGAAGUGGAACGAAGGUUACGGUUCAUUUAAACAUGACACGGAAAACUAUUGCCUUUUCAAUUAAUGGAGUUAAACAUCCAGAAAUUACAGCUUGGCUUAAUCUUCCUUCAAAACUUUAUCCGGUUGCUUCGUUGAGACCACCUGGAAGAAUUCGAUUAAUCUGA
This is a messenger RNA of Diversispora eburnea, 999 nucleotides long. Lineage: Eukaryota; Fungi; Glomeromycota; Glomeromycetes; Diversisporales; Diversisporaceae. The record is from the annotation of a GenBank genome assembly.